Messenger RNA from Actinia tenebrosa (Australian red waratah sea anemone), 2472 nucleotides. RefSeq names its product mitogen-activated protein kinase kinase kinase 2. The record is from RefSeq and is a predicted model, not a curated record. Gene Ontology annotation, molecular function: protein kinase activity; protein binding; ATP binding. Gene Ontology annotation, biological process: protein phosphorylation. Lineage: Eukaryota; Metazoa; Cnidaria; Anthozoa; Actiniaria; Actiniidae.
AGUUAGUCGGACGAGAAAUGCAAGAAGCCGUCCAUGUUCGCCGUCAAAAUACCGAAUCACCGCUCAAAAAAAGAAGAAAAGCAGCUCACUAAAGACCUCUAACAUGCUGCGAAGAAUAUCCUAACACACCACAAGGCUAUGGGUUAUACUUAGGAUGGCUUAAGAAGGAAGGCUUCGUAUUUGAUUUGGACGAAAAAUAUAGAAAAACUUCGGGAAAAAACAAGUUGGUUUUGACGACAGCCGAACCAUUUCGGCCUUCAGUAAUGGUGUCUCGCCGGUUGGCGAGAUAAACCACAACAAAAUGGAGAGGUCCUGCAAAAUCAUAGGAAAAAAUCAAAACAACAACCCUAGUACAGAUGAUGUAAGUGACAUGGAAAGUGGAUAUAUAAGUCCAGAAGGGGACAAUACUUUAACACCACAAAGCUUUUCAUUACCUAAUUCGUCUGGGUUUAUAAGCCCUCCACCCAAGAAUGACAUCAGAGUCAAGUUUGAAUUUCAAGGUGAAAGAAGAAUAAUUCCUGUUUCCAGACCUGUGAUACUGGCUGACCUUUUACAGAAAGUAAAAACUGCCUAUGGACAAGAAUUAUGUAUGAAUUAUAUCAAUGAAGAGAUUACAAUACCAGUUGUGACACAGUCUGACCUAGAGAAAGCUAUAGAGAUUCUUGAUAGAAGCCCUCACCUGACUAGCCUGCGGGUUUACCUAUCAUUGCCUAAUGGAGUUCUGAACAAAACUAGAACAGCUCAUUCCAGGCGAAUGAUGGUUGAAGCUCUUAUUCCAGCACCUCCCAACCCAAAGAUGGGAUCCUUGUUUGGGCGGAGCCUUGGCAGAAAAUCAAGAGCAAAGCCAACAAGCUAUGGUCUAGGUUCAAGUUUCCUUUUUACGAGGUCGCAAUCGACACCCGAUGAAAUAGCCAAUAUGGUUGAAGACACCCCUAGUACACCAACCUUAUCGUGCUAUCACCCUAUACAAUAUAUGUCAACCAAUGAUAUUCGCACCAAGGGACGCGACUCACCGCCACCUGGAUUCCAUCCUGAAUCAGCUGCAUAUGUCCCGAGAAGACCUUAUCACUUUAUAAGAAGUGAGGGAGAAUUUAUUCCAGAAACAUGUAGUUCAAGUAGUGAAAUGGUGCAAGGUCAUAUUAGGAUGUUCGAUCCUUUAUCCCACAGUGAAGUACGGGUUGUCUCUAGUCCUAGUUCAGAAGGAUCAUUGACAGGUUCAUCAUCAUCUCUCAAUGGAACAUUUUCUGUUGGCAGUGUUGGAGAAGUAUAUUCAUCAUUCUCUAGAAUGGCUAGAAGAACGCAUUCAAACAAUUCGCUAAAUUCCGGUGGCAUGUUUUCAUCAGAGGAAGACAUGCUUGAUGGCAAGGCAGAUACUUUUCCAAGGAGAAGGCAGACGUUUAGUGGCUCGAUAUCAGACAUUAGCGAUGGGCACCAAACUUUCCCAAGAUUUCAAAGCCUAACGUCUCGUAAACCUAUCCCAGCAUCCAUGCGGUCAGACAUGUCAUCCCAACAUAGUCUUGCAAGUACUAGCAGUAGCAGUAGUGGGAUGAUGGCUGAUAUAGAGGGAGGAUACCGAAGACCCAGAAGAGAAUCUGAACCUGGAUUACACUCGUCUAAUAUUAUGCCAGCUACUCAGUUUCCGAACAACUGGAGGAAAGGCAAGCUGCUAGGUGCUGGUGCGUUUGGACAAGUCUAUAUGUGCCAUGAUCUAGACACAGGACGAGAGCUGGCAGUAAAACAAAUCGAAACUGGCCUUUUAAACUCCUCUACGAAAAACGAGGUGAGGGCACUGGAAGGCGAAAUCGGGUUCAUGAAGAACUUCAGACAUGAGAGAAUAGUACAGUACUAUGGCAUGGAAACUACUGAUCUACAUAUUUAUAUCUUUAUGGAGUAUAUGCCAGGGUCAUCGGUACAUGAACAUAUUAAACAACACGGUGCGUUAAAUGAGAGUCUGGCUAGAAGGUAUACCCGACAGAUCUUGGAAGGAGUCUGUUACUUGCACUCUAACAGAAUAGUACACAGAGAUAUCAAAGGUGCGAAUAUAUUAAGGGAUCUCCAUGGCAACGUCAAACUCGCAGACUUUGGAGCUUCCAAACGAUUACAGACAAUUCGUAGCAAAACUGGUUUCCGUUCGGUGCAUGGGACGCCUUACUGGAUGGCGCCUGAAGUAAUCAAUGGAGAAGGCUAUGGUAGGAAGGCUGACGUCUGGAGUAUCGGAUGUACAGUGGUAGAGAUGUUAACUACAAAACCCCCAUGGGCCGAAUUCGAACCAAUGGCAGCAUUGUUCAAAAUAGCUACUCAAAACACGGAACCCGAUCUACCACCUGAAUCUUCACAAGAUGCGGUUGAAUUUGUGCGCAAUAUUUUUACUAAGGACUCUAAAUCCAGACCGUCUGCAGAUGACUUGUUUCAUUUCAGCUUUGUCUUUAACUCUUCUGUAUCGACCUGUUUAUAGCUAAUGGAGUAAUUCAC